Strongyloides ratti is the source of this 495-nucleotide messenger RNA. Its product is annotated as Nuclear cap-binding protein subunit 2. Gene Ontology annotation, cellular component: nuclear cap binding complex. Gene Ontology annotation, biological process: mRNA cis splicing, via spliceosome. Gene Ontology annotation, molecular function: RNA cap binding. The transcript is spliced from 3 exons. The record is from RefSeq and is a predicted model, not a curated record. Bases 1 to 495 code for a protein of 164 amino acids. NCBI's taxonomy places the organism in Eukaryota, Metazoa, Nematoda, Chromadorea, Rhabditida, Strongyloididae.
AUGCCAGGUGUCACUAUUACACAAUCAUUGAAUCCCAAACUUCGUGAUAAAGCUACAAUAUUAGGAGAAUAUAGAGAUAUUCGUUUUAAAGGAGACCGUGCUGAACAGGAAGCAAAAUUGGCUGCAUCAACAACUUUGUAUGUUGGUAAUCUUUCAUAUUUUACAAGAGAAAGCCAAGUUUAUGAAUUAUUCUCUCGUGCUGGAGAUGUCAAACGUGUUAUUAUGGGAAUAGAUAGAUUUAAAAGAACUCCUUGUGGAUUUUGUUUUGUUGAGUAUUAUAAUAGGGAGGAUGCUGAGAAUGCUAUGAGAUAUAUAAAUGGUACACGAUUGGAUGAAAGAGUUAUUAGAACUGAUUGGGAUGCAGGUUUUGUUGAAGGAAGAGAAUUUGGUAGAGGAAAACAUGGUGGACAGGUGAGAGAUGAAUACAGACAGGAUUACGAUCAAGGAAGAGGUGGCUGGGCAAAAUCAAAUUUUGCCAGAAAUUGUUUUAAUUAA